AUGAACCGACAUAUUCCUAGUGCAGUAUUUACAAAAAAAUUUAAUUUGCAACACGCAAAGAAUUAUGUCAACAUCAUCCGCAACAUUUCUGCAGCUUCUUCAAAGUUUGAUUUACCUCUCCGGUACCAAGGAAACGACAAAUCUGUCUGGGUCGAUUACAUUAACUUGGACCAAAAAUACAAACCUCUGAAUCUUGGACAAGGAUUUCCAGAUUUUUUCGCACCGACUCAUGUCACCGAUGCGCUCGCUGCUGCGACUAAGAGCAAUGAUCCGCUUCUUAAUCAGUACACAAGAUCAUUUGGACAUCCAAGAUUAGUCAACAUCUUAGGAAAGUUGUACUCUCACGUUUUGGACAGACAUAUAGACCCGUUUAGUGAAGUUCUGGUAACUGUUGGAGCUUAUGAAGCUGUCUAUGCAGCCCUGCAAGGUCAUACUGAUGUCGGGGAUGAGUGGGUGAUCAUAGAACCUUUUUUUGACUGCUAUGAAUCUCUUGUUAAAAUUUCUGGUGGUGUACCAAGAUUUGUUCCUCUAAAACCGAAAAAAACAUCCGGGAUAAUCAGUUCAUCAGAUUGGGUAUUUGACAAAGAAGAAAUGGCCAGUCUUUUCAAUCAAAAGACAAAAGGAAUUAUAUUAAAUACUCCGAUGAAUCCACUGGGAAAAGUUUUUACCCAAGACGAGCUUGAGUUUAUCGCUGAUUUAGCAAAAAAAUGGAACGCUAUUGUUAUUUCAGAUGAAGUAUAUGAAUGGAUGGUUUAUGAAAAUGCUAAGCACAUUAGAAUUGCAAGUCUACCGGGUAUGUAUGACCGUACAAUAACCAUCGGAUCAGCUGGUAAAACUUUCAGCAUAACUGGAUGGAAGCUCGGCUGGGCAUAUGGCCCAGAAAAAUUGCUCCACAAUCUUAAAGUCGUCCACCAAAAUUGCGUUUACACCUGCGCGACACCGCUCCAAGAGGCAGUAGCAGUCGGAUUUGAACAAGAACUCGAAAGAUUUGGCCAACCCAACAGCUACUUCAGCACACUACCCCAAGAAUUGCUCCCCAAGCGUGACUUUAUGGCCAAAUUUCUUUCAGACAUAGGAAUGUCACCUUCAGUUCCUGAUGGCGGGUUCUUCAUGAUCGCCAACUGGAAAGCUUUAGCAGACCAAGUGUCGCUGCACGAAGAGCCUGACGAGUUCCGCGACUAUAGAUUCACCAAGUGGAUGACUAAGCAUGUAGGUAUCCAAGGAAUACCUCCUUCAACUUUCUAUUGUCCUGAACACAAACACUUGGGAGAAGACCUCGUUCGUUUUUGCUUUAUUAAAAAAGACGAAAAUCUUCAAAAAGCUGCGGAUAUUUUAUAUAAGUGGAAUUCUUCAUAUCCACUGGGCAUCAUCAGGCAAUUGAGUCAACCUGUUGGAAAGACAAUAAAUAAUCUCCGGUAUUUAUCAUCAGCAAUGUCAAAGUUUGAUUUGCCAGAACGCUACGUCGGAAACGAAAAGAAUGUUUGGGUUGAGUACAUCGCACUGGACAUGAAAUACAAGCCUUUGAACCUGGGUCAAGGGUUCCCGGAUUUCUUUGCUCCGAGCCACGUGACAGAGGCAUUGGCCGCAGCUACCAAAAGUGAAAACCCGCUGCUGAAUCAAUACACCAGAAGUUUUGGUCACCCGCGGUUGGUCAACGCUCUGGCGAAAGUUUACUCAAAAGUCUUGGGCAGGGAGCUGAACCCCCAGACCGAAGUACUUGUCACAUCGGGAGCCUAUGAGGCUAUUUAUUCAACUAUCCAAGGUCAUACUGAAAAAGGAGAUGAAUGGAUUAUUAUAGAGCCUUUUUUUGAUUGCUAUGAACCCUUGGUCCGGAUUUCUGGUGGUGUUCCACGGUUUAUACCACUCAAGCCAACAAAAACAUCAGGACUUGUAAGUUCAGCAGACUGGAUUUUUGAUCGAGACGAAAUGGCCAGCUUAUUUAACAGCAAAACCAAAGGAAUAAUAAUAAACACACCGCAUAAUCCAAUUGGCAAAGUAUUUACAAUGGAUGAGCUAACAUUUAUCGCAGAUUUAGCCAAGAAAUGGGACGUUCUUGUGCUAUCUGAUGAAGUUUACGAGUGGAUGGUUUAUGAGCCAGCACAACACAUCAGAAUUGCAACACUGCCGGACAUGUACCAGCGCACAAUCACCGUUGGAUCGGCUGGCAAAACCUUCAGCGUGACCGGCUGGAAACUGGGCUGGGCGUACGGUCCCGAAAAUCUGCUGUACAACCUCAAAGUCGUACACCAGAACUGCGUUUACACCAGCGUUACUCCAACUCAGGAAGCCGUCGCCGUAGGAUUCGAGGAAGAGUUGAAGAGAUUCGAUCAGCCUGACUGCUACUUCAAGAGUUUAGCCAAAGAAUUAUUGCCCAAGCGUGACUUUAUGGCCAAGUUUCUCGCGGAUGUCGGAAUGUCGCCGACGAUACCCGAGGGUGGCUAUUUUAUGAUUGCUAAUUGGAAAGCUUUGGAGAAUAAGGUCAAGCUUGAUGAGGAAACUGAUCUUUGGCGUGAUUAUCGGUUCACCAAGUGGAUGACCAAGAAUGUUGGACUCCAGGGAAUUCCUCCGUCGGCUUUUUACUCCGACGAGCACAAACAUCUUGCUGAGGACAAUGUUCGUUAUUGUUUUAUUAAAAAAGAUGAAAAUUUACAGAAAGCUGCCGAGAUUUUGAAAAAGUGGAAGACUAGUUUGUAA
Messenger RNA from Cotesia congregata, 2694 nucleotides. The record is from the annotation of a GenBank genome assembly. NCBI's taxonomy places the organism in Eukaryota, Metazoa, Arthropoda, Insecta, Hymenoptera, Braconidae.